Molecule: messenger RNA, 1101 nt
Organism: Peniophora sp. CBMAI 1063
Lineage: Eukaryota; Fungi; Basidiomycota; Agaricomycetes; Russulales; Peniophoraceae
Source: the annotation of a GenBank genome assembly
AUGCCCGGUCGAGUAAGACGAUCUCCGCUGAAGAAGCCCGACCGGCCCUAUCUCGCGCUUGGGCUCGAAGGCUCAGCGAACAAAUUCGGUGCGGGUAUCAUCAAGCACGACGUCGAUGGCUCGUCUACCGUACUCUCCAAUGUACGACACACAUACAUUACUCCGCCAGGGGAGGGCUUCCAACCGCGCGAUACGGCGCUGCAUCAUCGCGAGUGGGCGAUGAAAGUCAUCAAGGAUGCCGUUGAGAAGAGCGGGGUGUCUAUGCACGAUCUCGACUGUAUCUGCUAUACAAAGGGCCCUGGCAUGGGUGCACCGCUACAGUCUGUAUCCCUUGUGGCGCGUACGCUCUCGCUACUCUUCAACAAGCCCCUCGUAGGCGUCAACCACUGCGUCGGCCACAUCGAGAUGGGUCGCGAGAUUACAGGCGCACAGAACCCCGUUGUACUCUACGUCUCGGGCGGAAACACCCAAGUUAUAGCAUAUUCGCGCCAAUGCUACCGCAUCUUUGGCGAGACGCUCGACAUCGCAGUCGGCAACUGCCUCGACCGCUUCGCGCGGGUGAUAAACUUGCCCAACGAGCCCGCCCCGGGAUACAACAUCGAGCAGCUGGCUAAGCAAGGCAAGCGACUAUUGUCGCUGCCGUAUACCACAAAGGGCAUGGACGUGUCGCUGUCCGGCAUCUUGACGUCCGUCGAGUCGUUGACGCUCGACAAACGAUUCAGAAGCGAUGGCAAGCCGAGAUCGGAGGACGACACGGACAUCUUCACACCGGCCGAUUUGUGCUUCACAUUACAGGAGACGGUGUUCGCCAUGCUCGUCGAGACAACCGAGCGGGCAAUGGCGCAUAUUGGUUCGAAGGAGGUCUUGAUUGUGGGCGGUGUAGGCAGCAAUGAGCGGUUGCAGCAGAUGAUGGGCACUAUGGCGAAGGAGAGGGGAGGGAGCGUGUUUGCUACUGAUGAACGGUUCUGCAUCGACAAUGGCAUCAUGAUCGCUCAGGCUGGUUUGCUGGCGUACCGCAUGGGCUAUACGACACCCUUGACCAAGAGCACGACGACGCAGCGCUUCAGGACUGACGAGGUGCACGUUGCCUGGAGAGCAUAG